AGCACAACAUACUACAAUUUGGACUGUACGGAAUAAGAAAAUAUCGAUGUCCUACGUGCAAUAUUGUUGACCUUUUCAAGGGUGAACUGUCAAACACAGCUGAGACAUCGUGCCAGGUGUCAAUUAAUAGAUAAGCUGGAAAACAAGUAAUUUAUUUUUCGAAUUGUGUGACCAGUGAGAACGUACAAAUAAUCAAGUGAAGUUCUAUUCAACGAAAGUUAACACUGCUCGACCGUUGAAGACGAGCAGCCUUGCACGAUUAAGAUAACCAGCCACUGUGAAUCCGGCCUCGUAGAAGUAACGAUCAAUAAUGCUCUCUGUUUGCGUUUCCCAAGCGAUAGUGCCCUGAAAAAGCGUGAAUGAAAGUGAUAACUGAAUGUACGAUAUUACACAUUCGUGCGGUCUCUAAGUACCGAUAAUUGUUUCGUACGUUUCGUAACCUAAAUAAAAAAACGUUACUAACGGCGCGCUGAAAUAUAUUCGACAGAAGUUACUAUCAAGGAAUCACAGAUUGAGACGUGUAUGGAGCAUCAUUGGCGCAUUUUUGCCAAAUAUUUCUGUUACGAAUAACGGAAUGAAGUAUGCAGUCUUUAUCGACCCAGGUAAUCGGUUGCAUCGGGAAAUGUACUUCCGGUCUCAACCGCGAAGAAUUAGACCAAAUCACAGAUAACAUAAACAGAACUCUGGUUCAUCCGCGAGGCAGAGAAAUUUUUAAAAGGUACUUGAAGAAACGCGAAUUGACGGACAAUAUCGAGUGUUUAGAGCUGUACGAAACCUGCUGCGAGUUUCUCGAGGAAGGAAAACAUCAGUCGCAAUCGAAGAAAGAGCUUCCCCUGGAGGUAUUAAUAGACAAUGUCACGAGGGUCAGAGAAAUGGCGGAAGAUUUGGACGGUGUUCCCCAAAUAGAUAUGGCGAUACUGCAAAGCCUCAACGAGGCUUUAAAUAGCAGGUCGAGGGUCGCGUUACUCGGUGUUUUGGAGAACACGAGAGAUCGCUGUCGCAACCAUUUGAGGCGCGUCCACGAAAGCUUCAAAACGUACGCGACGGAGCCAUGCCCUUUGGCUAAAUAAUCAAAGAAUGAACUUUUCUUACAAUUGACGUACCUUUUUACACGUUGAUAGUCAUUUAUUAAGGCACAGUGGAAGUGAACGUGUUGUACACGUUCUGCAUUUACGUAUCAAUGUUAGCCUGUGAUUCUGAGCAUCACAAUCCGAUGUUCCUUCUAUAUACUGUACUGGUUCCUCUGUAUUUAUUUGAACUACGUUUGUAAUUUAAU
This is a messenger RNA of Dufourea novaeangliae, 1276 nucleotides long. RefSeq lists its product as uncharacterized. The coding region runs from base 582 to 1070 and encodes 162 amino acids. Lineage: Eukaryota; Metazoa; Arthropoda; Insecta; Hymenoptera; Halictidae. The record is from RefSeq and is a predicted model, not a curated record. The transcript has 3 exons.